Molecule: messenger RNA, 645 nt
Organism: Lodderomyces beijingensis
Lineage: Eukaryota; Fungi; Ascomycota; Pichiomycetes; Serinales; Debaryomycetaceae
Source: the annotation of a GenBank genome assembly
AUGCUUUUCCAAUCACUAUUCCCGCUUAUAGCGCUCUAUGCCGCUUGGACCAAUGCAUCGGCAUUCACAUUCAUCCUAGGAGCACAGGAAAAAUCGUGCUUCUACGUCUUUACCGAGCGGCCAAACACCCAGAUUCGAUACUACUUUGCCGUGCAAAGCGGCGGUUCGUUCGAUGUCGAUUACGUUAUAACUGACCCUAAUCUGAAUAUAAUCUACCAAGAACACAAGAAGCGCCAAGGCGACUUUGUAUUCCCGGCGACUACUGUGGGUGAGUACGAAUUUUGCUUUUCCAACGGCAUGUCGACGUAUCUGGAAAAAGUUGUUGAUUUUGAAAUUGAGUUGGAAGACGAGGACAGCAAAAGCGUCAAGGCUUCGUUGCCUGAUCUGCCAAACGCAAAGCCAUUGGCUCAUGUUGAAAACAUGAAGCGUACCGUUGACAAAAUCGAAUCCCAAUUGGAGGGCUUGAGCAAGACUUUGCAAUAUUACAAGACUAGGAACAACAGGAAUCAAGCUACGGUUAGAUCUACUGAGCUGAGAAUCUACUACUUUUCGAUUUUCGAAGUUUUGUUGAUGGUGGGCAUGGCGUUUUUGCAAAUCACAAUCGUGCAGUUGUUUUUCAAAGGUUCAAGAAAACAAUUGGUUUGA